AUGACACUGGAUCAUGCUUCAGAUACUGGUGGAUUAGGUAUUCUUGUUGGCACAGAACUUCUGUUUUACAGGAAGGAAUCACCCGUGGUGAUUACGGUGCUACUUUGUGGUGUAUUUAUUGCUCAUCCAAAAGAUCCACUUACAUUUUUAGAAGAAAAGCUCAGAGAAAUAAUGGCAAAGGGAUUAGAUACCAUGGAAAAGACAACAUUUAUGAAACAGCAGUACUUUGUGUACUGUCAUAAAUUAUUUUUCAGAUUACUAAAAAAAUUUUGUGCAAAAGAAUGGGACUUUUACAGCAGAAACUUAAUGAAGCUUUAUUUUGGAGAAUGGAUAAAAUGUAAUUUGCUGAAAAGGAAUGAGAAAAGCCAGAAGAUGGCUCUUGAAUAAGUCCAUUAUAAUGUCCAAAUAUUAAAAGUUAUUACACAGAAGUGGAACAUGUGGAUACUGACAAGGAAGGAAAGACAUGUAUGUCUAGGUAUGCAUAUUGGUCUGCAUAAGAUAAAAAAUAUAUCAUAUAUAAUCAAAGGUUAUGCUGUAUUAAUUAAAUGUUCUUGGUCCAACAAUUUAUCUAGCUGUCUUUUUGCAGGAUGCCACCCACUGGCUGGGCUCUUCCCCAGUUUACAGUAAAUGAGUUUAGCUCACUGCAGAAAAUUCACAGACAAAGGUUUACCGUACCUGGACUCUUGAAAAGGCUGUCACAAGAUCAUCUGUCUGGAAAUUCCAGGUUGCAUUCAGGUUUGUACUGAUGUCUUCAGAAAUACUGCCAAUGGCUGCAAUUGGAUUCAAGAUUUGCUAAUCAGCAAAAUGUUAACUCUUACAGACAGAUGUGUUACUUGCAUCUUAAAUAUUUCAACACUGAAUAACCAAAAUACUGAUUUAAGUUUCAAGUUGAUGAGUAAAUGUUGCCCAUACAUCAGGCAUAUUCAUGUGGCUGAUUGCCAGAAGAUUACAGAAGAUGGUGUUAAGAUGAUUUCAUCAUUGAAGCGUAUUCUUGUACUGCAUAUGGCAGACUGCACAAUGGUCAGUGAUGGAGUGUAAGUGGUGAGUGUAAGGCCUUUUGUACAAGGUUCUUCAGGAGGUAAGCUAAGAGAGCUGAGUGUUAGCUCCAACAGAGGCACUGCUCUCCAUUGUGGUCUAGAAAACAAUUCAAGUGAAGAACGUCACCAACUGUGUGACAGCAUCACUUCAAAUGUCUGGUGCCAUAGCUGUAGCCAUAAAGCCCUUAAUGAUAUGGGCCUGAGAGCCCUUGGCUGCCAUGGAAAAAUAUUAGAACUUUCUCUAUCACAAUGCAAAAAAUUCAGUGACAAUAGGGUUCAGAAAGAAAAAACUUCACCUUUUUCUUGUACAUGCAUUGUAAUUGAGUUCUGCAAGGGCACAGAUUACCUGGAACACUGCCAUAUCUUGUACUGCCCUCAGCUGACAGAUGAAGCUGUGAAAACAAUGGCAUUUUACUGCCACAGACUGACAUCUGCCAAUAUAGUGAAUUGCCCAAAGUUGAUGGAUACAUGUAUCCAAUACAUGGCUGCAGCCUGACAUUAUCUCCCCCUCUUGGACAUCUCAGGUUGUAUUCAUCUUACUAACAACCUGAAAUAUUUUUGGAAAGACUGUGAGCAAUUCCACAUUCUCAGGACAUAGUACUGUAGAAAAAUAACCAAACAAGCUGUCUUGAAAUACACAGCUGAACUGGAGGAACAGGAACAUAAUGUUGACCCUCCUUCCUGGCUUUGAUAUGACUGGGAUGGUAACAUAACCCCUUCACCAAAAAACACAGAUCAGAGCCUGAAAAAACAAAUUCUUCAAAAUGAAAAAUGAAGAAAUUGUGCAACAUCUCUACAAUUCAAGGGUUUUACUAAAGAGCAUGAAAAGACCACUGUGUUAUUUUUUCUUAAAACUAAUCACACUUUAAUAAAAGGCCAUUUGUUGCAU
Parus major (Great Tit) is the source of this 1926-nucleotide messenger RNA. It is a transcript of the gene FBXL13, whose product is annotated as F-box and leucine rich repeat protein 13. The record is from RefSeq and is a predicted model, not a curated record. Lineage: Eukaryota; Metazoa; Chordata; Aves; Passeriformes; Paridae. Gene Ontology annotation, cellular component: SCF ubiquitin ligase complex. Gene Ontology annotation, biological process: SCF-dependent proteasomal ubiquitin-dependent protein catabolic process.